CAUGGAAGAAGCAGGAGAUCUCGUGGGUAGUGACCACAUUAGCUGUUCGAUCUGCCACGACAUACUGAACAAUCCCGUGACAAUUCCCUGUGGGCACAAUUAUUGUAAGAGCUGCAUUAAGGACUACUGGGAUCGAAAGAACCAUGUUGAUGUCCACAACUGCCCCAGGUGCAGAAAGACCUUCAUAACAAGACCUGUUCUGUUCCGAAACAGUAUGGUAGCUGAAGUUGUGGAAAAACUGAAGAAGGCAAGAUUCCAGGCUGGUCAACCUGCUGGACCUGGAGAUGUGGUGUGUGAUGCUUGUAUUGAGACGAAGAACAAAGCUGCAAAGUCCUGCCUGGUGUGUCUGGCCUCCUACUGUGAAGGUCAUCUUCAGCCUCAUUAUGACUCUCCAACAUUUAAAAACCACAGAUUGAUAAAUUCCACUGGACCACUGAAAGAAAAGAUCUGUUCCAACCAUGACAAGCUGCUGGAAGUCUACUGCCAUACUGAUCAGCGGUGUAUCUGUCUGCUGUGUGUGAUUGAUGAGCACAAAGGACACGAUACAGUCCCAACUGCUACAGGAAGAACUGCGAAACAGGACCAGCUUGAAGAGAUACAAAAGGAAUGUGAGACGUUAAUCCAGGAGAGACAACAGCAGCUGCAGGAACUGAUGGAAGCUGUUGAGUCACUCACAUGCUCUGCACAGGCAGCAGUGGAGGACACUGAAAGCAUCUUCACCGAGAUGAUCCGCUCCCUUGAGAAAAGGAGCUCUGAAGUGGUAGACCUGAUCCGAGCUCAGGAGAAGGCUGCACUAAGUCAGGCUGAAGAACUCCUGGAGCGACUGGAGCUGGAGGUUGAUGAGCUGAAGAAGAAAAAUGCAGGCUUGGAAGAGUUAAUAAAUACAGAGGAUCACAUCUAUUUCUUCCAGUCUUUCCAGUCUCUCUGUGCUCCUCCUAAACCAACCACCCCCGACAUACCCACCAUUGUUGUGGACCAAGAUCAAGCCUUUGAGAAUUUGAAGAAGGCAGUUUCUUACCUGAAAGACCAACUGGAAGACGUCUGCAAGAGAAAAUCUGUAGAAAUCUCUCUGACAGUCAAUGAUUUUCAUAUCCUACAGGAAUCAAAGUCCAGUCCAUUGAGAAAAGUCCUACAGAUUCCACAAUCUGGAAUCAGGGGACAGCUUUUACAAUAUGCCUGCCUGCUAACACUCGACCCCAAUACAGUGCAUAAAAUCCUUUGCCUGUCUGAGGGGAACACAGUGGUGACAUUCAACCGAGACCUCCAACCCUAUCCUGAUCAUCCAGAGAGAUUUGACUUCUAUUCACAAGUUCUGUGUAAAGAGGGUCUGUCUGGGUGUUGUUACUGGGAGGUUCAGUGGAGUGGGAGUGAGGUUUUUAUAGCUGUGGCAUACAAAGGGAUCAGCAGGAAAGGAGGACGUUAUGACUGCUUGAUAGGAGCCAGUGAAAAGUCCUGGAGUUUGAACUGCUCUCCUUCAUCUUACUCUUUCAUGCAUAGUGAUAAGACUACUCCAGUAUCUGGUCCCAGUUCGUCCACAAUAGGAGUUUACCUGGAUCACAGUGCAGGAACUCUGUCCUUCUACAGUGUCUCUGACACAAUGACCCUCCUCCACAGAGUCCAGACCACAUUCACUGAACCCCUCUAUCCUGGGUUCCUAGUGUCUGCUGGAUGUUCUGUUAAACUGUGCUCUCUGGGAUAAGAGAAAGCCCUAAUCACCGGAAUAUUCAGUGAGAGAGGAAAACUUUCAAUGUCGACUUGACCACAGAAAUUAUCUAACAUUUCUUUUCUGUUUGAUGCAUUGAUCUGUCCUUAUUUUUUCUUUGGAAACAACAAUAGUGUAUGAGGUUUGAAAUAAACUAGACAGCACAUUGGUCAGUAAUGCAGGAUUAUUGUGCCUGAAGAAAUUUCUCUGACCAGCUUUCCCAGUACAUUCUUCUUCUUCUUCUUCUCAUUAUUGCUGAUAUCUUUGUUCAGCCAGCAUACAAAGUUAGGUUUUUUCAGUGCCUUGAAAGAGUUAAUAUAGACUGAUAUUGUUACUUGAUGAAUUGAACUACAGAAGGAGUAGAAUUUGAACCUUAAGCAUUCAGAAUACACACACACACACACACACACACACACACACACAAGGUAUUAACCCUAACCCUAACAAUGGAUAGGGUACUGUUCCUUGUCCCAAUCUUAAAUCCUUGAAAUUCUGAGUUGGCUUCUCCUUCCGAUCUUUUUCUAGGAAGGCCUAGUAAUCACAUACUUAUCAAAAAGCAUUGACAUGAAAUUUAUAUU
This is a messenger RNA of Scleropages formosus (Asian bonytongue), 2280 nucleotides long. Its product is annotated as tripartite motif-containing protein 16-like. Gene Ontology annotation, molecular function: zinc ion binding; protein binding. The record is from RefSeq and is a predicted model, not a curated record. NCBI's taxonomy places the organism in Eukaryota, Metazoa, Chordata, Actinopteri, Osteoglossiformes, Osteoglossidae. Bases 2 to 1699 code for a protein of 565 amino acids. The transcript is spliced from 7 exons.